Molecule: messenger RNA, 1643 nt
Organism: Parathielavia appendiculata
Lineage: Eukaryota; Fungi; Ascomycota; Sordariomycetes; Sordariales; Chaetomiaceae
Product: cytochrome P450
Exons: 4
Coding region: 105-1643 (512 amino acids)
Molecular function (GO): iron ion binding; heme binding; monooxygenase activity
Source: RefSeq, a predicted model, not a curated record
CCCCCCCCCCCCCCCACUCACCCCAACUCGCUGCCCAACUUUAGGAAUUUAUCGCAAAUAAGCUUGAUUCUCGUUCAGAGGUCGACUGACGAACUCAGCUCAAAAUGACGUUUUUGGAGAGUUUGGAGGGGCACAAAUGGCAAUGGCCGAUUUUGGCGAGCUUUGUCGCCCUUUACCUCGUGCGCAUGGCAGUGAGGUACCACAGACUUCGCUACUUCAGAGGGCCAUGGGGAUCUGGCUUCUCCAAACUUCAGUAUGAUUACAAAGUCUAUACGGGCGAAGCUCACGCCUGGUGCCGAGACGUGAACGAAAAAUACGGUCCCAUCGCCCGUAUUGGGCCCAACUCUCUCAUUACAUCAUCCUCCAAUGUUUGGAUGCACAUCAACACAAAACCGGAGUACAAACGAUCCAAGUGGUACUUCAGCGCCGUGCGCGUCGAACAUCAGCGCGACCACAUCUUUAGCCAGACCGACACCAGGCUCCACGAUGAGCGCCGCAAACAGAUCGCUCCAGGUUACUCCGGCCGCGAAAACCUCGAGCUCGAGUCCUCCAUCGACUACCGCCUGCUCGAGCUCCUCGACCUGAUCCGCACCAAAUACCUCUCAGACCCCUCCAGAGGCUACAUCAACCCCAUGGAUCUCUCCAAGAAAAUUCAGUACUUCACCAUGGACGUCAUCAGCACGCUCGGCAUGGGCCGGCCCGGUUUCGGCAUGCUGCGCGCCGACGCCGACAUCGACAACUAUAUCCGCUCAAGCGAGGAGGGCAUGCGCAUCGCCAACACAUUCAGCGCGCUGCGGCUGAGCUGGAUCGCCCAGGCGCCCGUCAUUGGCAAGCUGGUCUGUCCGCAGUCGACGGACGUGAAAGGAUUCGGUGCCAUGAUGGGCGCCUGUUUCCGGGCUGUCGAUGAGCGGCUGCGGGACGCGGACCAUGACAAAAGACGGGACAUGCUCGCGUCGUUUAUCCGGCACAAGCUAGUCGGGGAUGAAUUGAAGAGUGAGGUGUUGGAGACGCUGAUUGCUGGUUCGGAUACCACUGCCGGCGCGUUGAGGGCUACCAUGUUGUAUGUUAUGGCGAACAAGAGGGUGUACGUCAAGUUGCAGGAGGAGAUUGAUCGGGCGGUCAGAGAGGGGAGGGUAAGCGGGGAAGGGGUGAUAUCGUAUUCUACGGCAAAGCAGCUGCCGUAUUUGCAGGCCGUCAUCAAGGAGGGCCUGCGGGUGUUUCCUCCUGUGAGGAAUAUCGUACCUAAAGACGUGCCGGUCGGCGGCGAUACAGUCCUUGUGGAGGGCAAGCCGGUGUUCCUACCCGGUGGUGUGGAUAUUGGGUUCUCAGCCUUGGCCAUGCAUCGCGAUAAGAAGGUGUACGGAGAGGACGCAGAUUCGUUCCGUCCGGAGCGGUGGUUUGAUGCAAACCAAGGCAAGCUCGCUGCUAUGAUGAAGGUUCAUGAGCUGAGUUUUGGGCACGGUAGAUGGCAGUGCUUGGGGAGGAAUGUGGCUCAGAUGGAGUUGAAUAAGGCAAUCUUUGAGAGACAGUUGUUUCGGUACUUUGACUGGGCUAUUGCGAAUCCCGUCAAACCAUGGGAUGCUAUGAACGCUCUGGGACUUUUCAUCAUCAAUGACUUUCUGGUCCAGGUUUCAGCCCGAUGA